CUAUUACAAAACGAUUCGUGGUUUAUCGUAUAUUGCGACUAAAAAUAUUUCUCAUACGUGGAUCACGCUACGUGAUUUUCCAUUUAAGUAAUUGCUAUUCGGCAAAUCAGAGUAAUCAUUCCUGUGGAGGGAAGGGUUCCAAAUCGUGACGAGAACAAACUAUACAGAAGCUCGUUGACAUAUCGUGUACUUUCUUCGUCUCGUGUAUUAUGGCACGGCGUGGCGUAGCCGCUCAAGUUGAUCUCUCUACGUGGUCUUUGUGAUUCCUUUGUAUAACCCGUGAACAAAAUUCAGCGUUUUUUGGAAUCGAGCUAGUAAACAAAAUUUUCGUGACGUGAGGAAAAAGGUAAUAAUAUUCGUGGAAAAGUGGUGCGCAAUUGGCCCCUCAACGAGGGAGAAUCGAAAGCGUCGGAAGCAACGUUGCCAGUAACGGGGACAAAAGGGACAUCGGUGACGUCACGUGUAUUGUAGCUUUAGUGGCUAGGUAAUAGAAGGGGGAUAAAUUAGUUCUUACGGUUGCCACCUUACAGCGUUGAUGUCGUUUUGGCACAUGUAAAACCACGUAGUUUUUAGUACCAUUAACUGUCACUUGGGGCGCAGAAGUCACAGGGACAGAACGGGAUAUUUUAUGACGUCACGCGUCCCGAUUUGCGUCCCUGUUUCUGGCAACGCUGGUCGAAAGUAACGAGUCAUCUACCGAUCCAAGAUGGCAGAAGGCCAGGACACUCGAAAGAAAAUUACGGUUAACGUCAAAACUCCAAAAGAAAAACAGACCAUUGAGAUCGAGGAGGGUGCUAGUAUCAAAGACUUCAGAGAGGCGGUAUCGAAGAAGUUCAAUGCCCAGACGGAACAGUUAUGUCUGAUCUUCGCCGGGAAGAUUAUGAAAGACCAUGAAAGUUUAAGCACGCAUAAUGUCAAAGAUGGCUUGACGGUUCACCUGGUUAUUAAAGCAGGACGUACUCCUUCUAAUCAGAGUCAAGACUCGACACCGACACAGAGAAAUCCACCUGACAUAAGCGCCAGUCCUUUCGGAUUGGGCAGCUUAGGAGGACUAGUGGGAUUGGAGUCGCUUGGAUUGGGAUCCGCUAAUUUCAUAGAUUUGCAGCAAAGCAUGCAACGCGAGCUAUUGUCAAAUCCGGAGACCAUGCGCAUUAUACUUGAUAACCCAUUGGUGCAAAAUUUAAUGAAUGAUCCAGAGAAUAUGCGCAAUCUGAUAUCAGCUAAUCCUCAAAUACAGGAACUGAUGGAACGCAAUCCAGAAAUUAGUCAUGUGCUAAAUAAUCCGGAACUGUUAAGGCAAACGAUGGAAUUGGCACGCAAUCCAUCCAUGUUACAAGAAUUAAUGCGCUCGCAUGACAGAGCUCUAAAUAAUCUAGAAAGCAUUCCUGGCGGCCACAGCGCGCUUCGUCGCUUAUAUCGCGAUAUUCAAGAGCCCAUAUUGGCAGCAACAGCCGAUGUACGUAAUCCUUUUGCAGCAUUAGUGGAGGAUAACAGUAGCGAAGAUAAUCAGAAUAAUCCACAGCAGGGUCAGGAAAACAGAGACCCCUUACCGAACCCUUGGAAUCAGAAUCAGACUCCUCAGAACACCACUCCUGAUCCACCGCAAGCUGGAAGAGGCCUGCUGGACUCGCCAGGAAUGCAAAGCCUCAUAACACAAAUGAUGGAGAACCCACAGCUGAUGCAAACCAUGUUAAACGCUCCUUAUACGAGGUCUAUGCUCGAAGCAAUGGCUGCAGACCCUGCUAUGGCCAGCAGAGUGAUUUCUGCAAAUCCCUUCUUUAGAGGAAAUCCUCAAAUGCAAGAGCAAAUGAGAGCUAUGAUGCCGGCAUUUAUUCAGCAAAUGCAAAACCCUCAAAUUCAAAAUAUUUUUACGAAUCCAGGUGCUCUGGCCGCUGUUAUGCAAAUUCACCAAGGAUUGGAACAGUUGCGCACCGUUGUUCCAGAAUUUGUUGAAACUAUGGGUAUGACCGUGCCGCCCGCGGCAACAACGACACCAAACGCUGGCACAACAAAUCCAACACCACCAACUACACAAGCAUCGGACACGAACCAGCAAGACGCAUUCUCUCAGUUCAUGGCGCGCAUGGUAUCUGCAAUGGCAUUAAAUCAAGGCGUAGAAGUGGAGGGUCAACCUGUGCCUCCACCGGAAGAACGUUAUAGAGCACAGUUAGAACAGCUUACGGCUAUGGGAUUUGUUAAUAGAGACGCUAAUUUACAAGCAUUAAUUGCCACAUUCGGAGACAUAAACGCUGCUGUUGAACGGCUAUUAUCUAGUGGGCAAGUGUCCAAGUGUCCAUGAGCUAACACCAAUAUGUAAUACUGUUAUUCUAUUUUACGUUAUUAUGUUACUGUUAUGACUAUUUUUAAUUUUCUCCUUGUUUACCUCUUACAACAGGCGUGGUGAGAGAGAUAUAUGAGGUAAUUGGCUGACAGAAAAUUAUAAACUUCUACUCCAACUCUUGACAGAAUACACGCUACUGACUCACACAAAUAUGCAUUUUUAUUUUGGAUUUGGUACAUUACUGUAACUCGAUAAAGAAACAAACAAAAAAAAAGCUGCAAAAAAUAAUUACUGGUAUGUAAAUGUUUAACUUGUUCACGUAUAUUUCACGAUUACGAAAAUUUCCUAGUUUUAUUCUUUGUUUCUUGUACGUUUUCCUCGAUGUGCUCUAAGUACUAGAUAGCUCUGUUAAUGUAUUUCGUCGGUGUAAAUUUGCUUAUCCACGCAUUCAAGAGAAUUAUAAUUAUUAGAUCAUAAAUACAGGGGAGGGAGGGGAACGAGGGGACGCGUUGCUCCAUCUUCUUUGUUGUUGUACAUUUAUGGUGUUUCUUAGAAACAAUGGAACCUGCAUGGAAAAUAGUUCACCGUUUACGACUAAGUAAAUACCAAACGCUUCUGGCUUGAUCAGGUCGAAUUUCCGAAUUUUCCACGAAGGAUAUUAUUUGUUUGCUUUUAAAUGUACGUAAUCAUAUUAGUGAAUGUAUUGCAUGGAGCGUUAAUAUGUUUCGCGACAGAGAACCGGGGUUACGGGGUAUAAUUAUCGAUCGUUAAGCAACAUUUGGUGGUUAGACAUAAACGAACCGUCGAGACUACAAAUUCCAGAGUUUUGCAGCUAACGUGGAUCUCGUUGUUCUAUUAUUUGGUUCAUCUUAAAAGAUGGGAAAUAUAUAUUCGACGAUACGUUAGCAUUUUCCAUGUAAGUUUUAUACGUAAGGGCAGGCGAGAGAAUGAUUAAUUCGUUUUUGUUAGAUUUUUAUGCCGACGCACAUUGUUUCAUCCUUGUUUUAUUCCCUUUUGUUUCUAUCGUAAGCAUAACGAAAGAAUAAGAAGAAGGAACGGUAACUAUGCACUACAUGUCUUACAAGAAUACAAAUUUAGAGAUUUGUAGCGUGAUGAUCGAGAACUCUAUGGUGUAUGUUGUUUAUAUAUAGAAUCGCGCGAAAACGAAAGAACGAUUUAACGAAGAUAAUGUCACAUGUAAAUGUGUUUAAGUUGGACAUUGUAAUCGUCGAUUAGUUUCUAAGGACAUACUUGAAGCAAAGAAAACAGGUAGCAGAUGGAAACGAUGAAUGUUGUAAAUUAUCUUUAUCGAUGACGAUGGAAGAAAAAAAAAAGGGACAGUUAUAAUUUCGCUAUUUUUGAUUGAUGUACGAUUACAUGAAUAUCCAUGCGCAUUUCAAUAAACUUUUAUGUGUAUUCAGUAUACUUCACUAAACAAGGUAUUCUGUAAAGGCGAUUAUAUUACAAAAUAAAAAUUAUGGUUGAUUCAUAUUUACGGAUUUUAACUACCAGAUAACGCCUAAGGUAUUGAUUUGUUUACCUUAGCGAUACACGUUGUGAGCGGAUGAUAUGCGUAUAUUAAACAUAUGUUUAGAGACAAAAUAGACUGGAACCUAUGUAAAAUAUACAUUUCGAAUUGA
Molecule: messenger RNA, 3921 nt
Organism: Megalopta genalis
Lineage: Eukaryota; Metazoa; Arthropoda; Insecta; Hymenoptera; Halictidae
Source: RefSeq, a predicted model, not a curated record